CCCAUUCGGGAAAUGUCACUCCCACGGCCCCACCGUACUUACAAGAAAGCAGCCCCAGAGGUUGCUGAGAAACCCGGAAUACUGCUCACCUUGGCAUCUGUCCUUGAAAGGGCUUAGGUUGAAAAUAUGCAUCUCCUACCAUUCAUCCACCAGUGAUCUGUUCAAUCAGGAUUUUGCCUUACCAAAAGGAAUACGAGUUAAUCAAUAUUCCUAAUAUGUCUGAAAUUCCUGCCCUUCCUCAUUACUCCUACUUGUAAGGAGUGUGUGUUAGCUUUAGUUGUGAAUGAGGAGGAAUAGAAGGGAAGAUGGGAUGUUUUCAAUGCAUAUCUGGGUGAGAUUGAAAAUAACUUCUAAAAAGUAACCUAAGUUAAUACUGUAACAUUGAAAUAAGUAUCUAUUUUUCUUCUCAAGAUAGAAUCCCAUUGAUGGCAAUGAGAUCUGGAGAAAGAAGGGGGGGAUCUAUUUACCAAACUAUUCAGUUUAUUCGAAGAAUCUGUCUUUGUUCUAAGCCUUUUAGUUGAUUCCUAUAGGAGAAAUAAGGUGGGGUCAAGAGUUAUAGCAAAUGAAAGGCAAGACUUUAAAAAACCGCUUAGAGUACUGAAAAGAUUGGUCAAAUACGGCACUUGACAGCGUAGCUUAAGUGCGUCUCUCUCUUUUUUGGCUGAAUGUGAGAGAAGUUUAAAAACCCAAGGAGGCAAACAUUAAUGCUUUUGAAAAUAUGGGUGGAUCAUGUCUCUUGUAAUGCAACUUUUUCUAAGUUCAAGUCAGAAAUUGGAGCAGCUGUAAAUCAGGUUGAACUUGUCUAGUAUUUAAAAUUUCCAUUUAACAUGUUAUAACUUAAAAAGCAACAAUCUAGUUUUAAUCCUUAACUUAACAAGAAGCAGGACCAAGGAAGAAGAUGUUGAGCUGUGAAUAAUUCAGUGUGAUCUAUGAGUUGAGAAAUAAGAUGCAAAACGGAACAGGACUCACCCGCAGAAAACCCACACGUCAUCGUUGUUGGUCAGCAUUACACUUGUGUCAGAGAACACCAGCGGAACUCCCACCUCCAUAUACAGCCAUUGCUAGUCCAGAUGCCAGCGGCAUUCCAGUAAUAAACUGCCGCGUGUGCCAGUCUCUGAUCAACUUGGACGGCAAGCUUCACCAGCAUGUGGUUAAGUGCACGGUUUGCAAUGAAGCUACGCCAAUCAAAAACCCCCCAACAGGGAAGAAAUAUGUUAGAUGCCCUUGUAAUUGUCUCCUCAUUUGUAAGGACACAUCUCGGCGAAUAGGAUGUCCGAGACCCAACUGUAGACGCAUAAUUAACCUUGGCCCAGUAAUGCUUAUUUCUGAAGAACAACCAGUUCAACCUGCAUUGCCAAUCCAGCCAGAAGGUACAAGAGUCGUAUGUGGGCACUGUGGAAACACAUUCCUGUGGAUGGAACUGAGGUUCAACACUCUGGCAAAAUGCCCACACUGCAAAAAAAUUUCUUCAGUGGGUAGUGCACUUCCACGAAGACGCUGCUGUGCAUAUGUUACCAUUGGAAUGAUAUGUAUUUUCAUUGGAGUGGGAUUAACUGUUGGCACCCAAGAUUUUGCAAGGCGAUUUCGUGCAACCUAUGUUUCUUGGGCAAUUGCUUAUCUCUUAGGUUUGGUCUGCCUUAUCCGAGCUUGUUAUUGGGGAGCCAUAAGAGUGAGUUAUCCAGAACACAGUUUUGCAUAAGCUUGUUUAUGAUUCAGUGAUGCAGGUCAGAAUAUCUGGCAGUUCUUGAUAAGCUAUUCUGGACAUCUUUAAAUCAUUUAUCCUAAGGGAUUCUAUUCUGAUUUAUGUAUCAAGUUUCACGACUUGGGGAGUCUUUUAUGAACAAAUGCUCAUUGCACUACAUUAUAUGCAAAUAGUUUGUUUUGCUGCUAGAUUUUCAAGCUCUGAGUAAUAAAGCUGUGUUUUCAUGUUUUUUACAUCUCUUAAAGAUAUUUUUGGAUUUGUCACUAAACAUUACAUAUAACAUCACCUUUUCAUUAUUUUUAAAUCAGUUAUUCCAUUACUUGCUGAUCUGUGGGUAUUCCCAAGAAGUGUUUAUAAAUGUUUCUACAAUAGCUUCAUAUUUAUACUCACAUUUUUAAUUAAACAUUAUCAAAAUUGCUUGCUUUAAAAUCUCAGCAAUAUGCAUUUUGCUUGAACUGCUUACUGUAACUUUAACCUAAGAUCAUAAUGACCUUAUUCAGGAAAAAAAAUUGAGUGUACCUUCAAAGACUUGACAUUCUUGACAGAUAAAAACCAUUUCUAGAUACUGUAUGCUUGUUUUUUGUUGUUUGUAGAAAGAUACAAUAUUUUGGUAGUAAUUUAAAAUACAAGAAUGAAAAUAUUUAUUUGUCCACAGUUGGAGAUAAUGUUGGAUAAAUGUUUUUUCUCAAAGAUCGCAAGACUUUUGUCUUUCAUUUUUGUCUGUUUUUUAAUUUAACAAUUAUAAAAGUACUGGUCUAGAUUUAUGAAAUUUAAUGUUAAUCACUGUAUGUAUUCCUUUAUCGAGCCUGGAGGAAGCAUUUCACAUAACAUGUUUUAUAAUACUUAACCAUUUAAACAAAGGUAUAUUUACAUUGCCAUCCUUUUCAUUAGAUCAUGGUAGAUUUUUCUUAAUGGGAUAAUUAUGGACUACUUAUAUGUGAAAGGAGCCUACGACAUUUACACUAGCCAAAAUGUUGAAAUUAGAGGUAGUUACUUUUACCAUUCUUCUCAAAUAUAGCUGCUCAGAUAAUUACCCAAUUUAUUCAAGAAAAUAGAUCGAAGACAAAAAGCAACAUAGUUUUCUAAGAAUUCACUAGGAUUUAAGGAAUCAGCUGUCACACUGCCCAUCUUUGCAGUUUUGAAAAAGAAAUAGCUUAAUUAAGAAGUAAUGUUCUAAAGCUUUAAUGUAGUAGAAUUAGAUAAUGAGAUGAUCUGAGUAAAUUAAUUGGCUAUUCCAGGGAUAAGAAUAAUAUUUUAAUUACUUAUGUUCCUGAUUAGUAUAAAACUGUACUCAUCAGAGAGUUUGGAGCAAAAUACAUGUAAACUUCAAAGAGCAAAUGAUAAAUGUAUAAAUGCAGUAGCUCAGGAUUAUAUGUACCUUUGAAAAUACACUAAUAAAGAUUAUUGUUCAAAAAUUACCUGUUUUGUUCCAUUUUU
Molecule: messenger RNA, 3139 nt
Organism: Diceros bicornis minor
Lineage: Eukaryota; Metazoa; Chordata; Mammalia; Perissodactyla; Rhinocerotidae
Gene: PIP4P2
Product: phosphatidylinositol-4,5-bisphosphate 4-phosphatase 2
Exons: 8
Coding region: 947-1699 (250 amino acids)
Biological process (GO): phosphatidylinositol dephosphorylation
Cellular component (GO): plasma membrane; phagocytic vesicle membrane; lysosomal membrane
Molecular function (GO): phosphatidylinositol-4,5-bisphosphate 4-phosphatase activity
Source: RefSeq, a predicted model, not a curated record